Nilaparvata lugens (brown planthopper) is the source of this 1507-nucleotide messenger RNA. RefSeq lists its product as uncharacterized. The record is from RefSeq and is a predicted model, not a curated record. Lineage: Eukaryota; Metazoa; Arthropoda; Insecta; Hemiptera; Delphacidae. Gene Ontology annotation, molecular function: hormone activity. Gene Ontology annotation, cellular component: extracellular region.
ACCACCGCUUGAAUAGCACAGAGUGGCAGCAACAGGUGACGAUUUUGAGCAGAAUUUACGAGUUACGAGUUCGUUUUCCGCACUCUUGAAUCUGUAAUCGGGUUUCAAAAAAUAAUUACAACCGAAAAACCGAUAAAAAUUUAAUUCAAAACUAAUUUUUUUCUUGAAACUUUGCGAGCUAUCAAGCUCCAGAAAAGUUUCAAAAAGUUUUGGGCUGUUGAGCUCACACUGAAGUUCCACCCGAAAAAUUUGAAAAACAUUUUUGAGAGCUGAGGCUCCAAAUUUUUUGAAAAUCUUAGUUGUGAUUGUUGUGUAAGGACUUGUUUUUAGUUGUUUUCGAGUCAAAACUGGGAUUGUGAUCUAAGGGUGGAUCUAGUGAAAGAAUUGUAAAUAUCCGAGUGUAACCCAAGGAAGAGACUUGAGAGGGAGAGAGAGCUUCAAGACAAGGAGAAUCUUCUGAGGAUCUUGAGAGAGAAGUGCCAACUGCAGUGAACUACAAGCCCUAUCCGCGCCUAUUACCAAGGAUGCACCCGACCACCAAACUCUCGCUGAGCCUCGGCUGGCUAUUGGCCAUGUGCUGCCUGCUGACCGCAGCCAAUCAGCUGCAAGGGGAGGGGCCAGCAUCAGCCAACCAGGGCUACCAGCUGGAGGACCUAGGGCUGGAGGAGGCCCCCCCAGACCCCGCCCAGUCACCUGCGGCCUACCUGUUGCCCCGCCUAUUGGCUGAGCGGAUCCGUGAGGGAGAGGGGGGACGCUGGCAACACGUCAUCGAUCCGAAGGUCUAUCUUCUCACUGAGACUGCUAACGAUCAGGACAUGACAGGCGUUCGGAGACUGAAACGCACCAACGGGCCUUCGCUGUCCAUCGUCAACCCACUGGACGUGCUGCGUCAGAGGCUGUUGCUGGAGAUAGCUCGACGACGCAUGCGCCAGUCCGAGGACCAAGUCAUUGCCAACCGACAGUGGCUCAAGACCAUCGGCAAGAGAUCACUCGACCAGCAAAGUUUAAGGGAAAUGAAAAAUUCUUCUGUUCUGAAUCACGGAAGGAAAUGGAAUGGAUUUUUAUAUGGAUGAAUGGACUUAAAAUUAUAUCUAAGAUAAGACCCCGCACGUUCUUCUGACCCCAGAGCUGGAGAAUGAAAAUACCUGAACCUCUACUUCUUGCCAAAAUCAAUUUUUAAAUUGCAUCAUGUCUUCAAAUAAGAUACCUACGUAGAAGAAUCUGUUUUAGAAAAUUUUAAAUUUCAUGUAUUUUUUAUCUCUUUUUUUCUUUUUAUUUAUUUUCUUUAUAUUCAUGUAUUUUGUACAGUGAAGUAGCUGGUCUACUGAUAGGCCUACUGUUAUAUUAUAUAGAAUGAAACAAUUUUGUGUGAAAUUUAUUUUGGAUUGUAUUGAAUCUUAUUGUUUAUAAUGUUUACUUGAAACAAUAACAAUUAUUAUAUAGAAAGAAACAAUUUUGUGUACAAUUUAUUUUGUAUUGUAUUGAAUCUCAUUGUUUAUAAUGUUUA